AUUUCAAUGCCGUGAACAUAUAACAAAUAUUACAAUAAAAUAAUAUUUUAUUAGGUUGAAAUUUGUUUGUUUUUUAUUGAUUCAUAUGAUUCAAUUAUUAUAAAAGUUUUAUUGUUUUCAUUUUAGGAAUAAAUGUUUGUUAACAAUUUGAGUUGUACUAAAUACUUAUAUGGGUUACAGGUGUUAUUUUGUUCUGUUUCUUGAAAGUAUUUCAGUAUUUUAGUAUUUUUCUUUUUUUUAAAGUUUACUAAUUAUUUUAGGUGUUAUUAUUGUAUUACUUUAAUUAUAAAUUUAAAAAAUGGAGAGAGAUUAUGCUCCACUCAGUGCUGCUUGUGUUAGAGCCUUGAAUGAUAAAAUGUAUGACAAAAGAAAAGCAGCAGCAUUAGAAAUUGAAAAGAUGGUGAAAGAAUUUGCUGCUGUUAAUAAUUCUAUGCAAAUACGACGUCUAUUAAAAGUAUUGGGACAAGAUUUUGCUAUGUCCAAGAAUGCCAAUGCUAAAAAAGGAGGACUCAUAGGACUAGCUGCCAUGGCAGUGGGUUUAGGAAAAGAGACAGCUACAUAUAUAGAUGGCCUAAUUGAACCUAUAUUGGUCAACUUUAAUGAUGCUGAUUUAAAAGUUCGGUAUUAUGCUAGUGAAUCACUAUAUAAUGUUUCCAAAGUAGCACGUAGUGCUGUAUUAAAACAUUUUCCUGAAAUAUUUAAAGCUUUAAGUAAAUUGGCAGCUGAUCCUGAUCAAAAUGUAAAAAAUGCUUCCGAACUUCUUGAUCGUUUAAUGAAGGAUAUUGUGACUGACAAUUCUAAUGUAUUUAAUUUAGUUGGCUUUAUUCCAUUAUUACGGGAACGAAUUUAUACAGAUAACACUUUUGCUAAACAAUUCAUUAUAUCUUGGAUUACUAUAUUAGAUAAUGUACCAUCAUUAGAUCUUGUUAUUUAUUUACCAGAAAUUUUGGAUGGUUUAUUUAAAAUGCUCUCUGAUCCUACCUUUGAAGUAAAAAAAAUGUGUGAUGCUGUAUUGAGAAAAUUUUUAGAGAAUUUACAAAAAAACCCAGAAAAAGUAAAUUAUGCAGAUAUGAUAAAUAUUAUUGUUCUUUAUUCAUGUUCUACUGAUGAUUUUGUUCAAUAUACAUCAAUGUGUUGGAUUAAAGAGUUUAUUGCCAUGUAUGGAGCAAAAAUUUUACCAUUUACAUCUAGUAUUUUAAAAGCCUCAUUAGUUUCAAAUUCUAACAAUGAAACAGAACCACAAAUACGUGUCAAACAAACUGCUAAAUUAGUUAACUCAACAUUAAUGGAUUUAAUUAAGGAAGUUGAAGAUGAUAAUGGGAAUCUUGAUGAAAAUGAAAAAGAUGAAAAUUUAGAUUUGUCAUCUGUAAUUGUCGUGCUUACUAAAGAACUCUGUGGAUCAUCAGUUGAAAAUAAAAUAACCGUAUUAAAAUGGAUUUAUCAUUUAUUUAAUCAUUUACCAAAUAGAAUUUUAGUUCACAUGGAAUCAAUAUUUCCUCUGCUACUCACCACAUUAUCAUAUCCUAAUGAAGAAGUUGUGCAAAAUGAUUUAAAGGUUAUCGCAAAAGUUAUUUCUCCACAAAUUAUUCAAACUAAUACAAAACAGUAUUUUGAUGAUUUCAUUGUUAGUUUAUUGAAACAAUUUUGCUGUGAUAAAACAUUGUUAAAAGAACGUGGUCAGUUCAUUAUAAGACAAAUUUGUGGCUUAUUAAAUUCAAAUGAGAUUUAUAAAACCCUUUCUACAUUUUUAUUAGAAGAAGACAAUCUUAAGUUUGCUUCAAUGAUGGUAGGAACUUUAAACACUAUAUUAUUGACAUCUCCAGAAUUAUAUGACUUAAGAAUGCAAUUGAGAAAUGUUAAAAAAAAAGAAAAUCAAGAGAUUUUUCUUUGUCUGUAUAAAACUUGGUGUCAUAAUCCAGUAGCAAUAGUUGCACUUUGUUUGCUUACUCAAAAUUACUUUCAUGCCUGUAAACUUAUACACACUUUCGCAUCUAUGGAUGUUACUGUAGAUUUACUCAUUGAAGUUGAUAAAUUAAUUCAACUUAUUGAGUCACCCAUAUUUAUUUAUUUAAGAAUGGAGCUUCUAGAAGAACCAGUAAAUCAAUAUUUGAUACAAGCUUUGUAUGGACUUUUAAUGAUAAUGCCUCAAUCAGAAGCAUUUCAUUUAUUAAGACAUCGCUUGAAAUGUGUACCCAAUAUUACUUAUAAUGGACAAACAACUCAGUUAAAAUAUAAAACAGCCGAUACUAACUUAUCAGAAGAAUUUGAUUCAAAUUCAAUGCUUAGUCACUUCAUGGAAUUGCAAGAAAAACAUAAACUGUAUCAAAGAACUAUUCUUUAUAGUACACAAACCGAUAAAACCAUUACCAAAGUAGAAAUAUAACAUUAGUUAAAAUUUGUGCAAAUCAUAUUGUUAAAUAAUUUUUGCUAAAGUUUAUAAAAAUUUUAAAAAAAUAAUAUUAAAUAAUGCAAAUUUUUAUUCAUAAUUAGAAGGAUUAUGUGUUAAUAAUAAUA
Messenger RNA from Daktulosphaira vitifoliae (grape phylloxera), 2514 nucleotides. RefSeq names its product protein VAC14 homolog. The transcript has 15 exons. The record is from RefSeq and is a predicted model, not a curated record. Gene Ontology annotation, biological process: positive regulation of kinase activity; phosphatidylinositol biosynthetic process. Gene Ontology annotation, cellular component: endosome membrane; PAS complex. Bases 299 to 2383 code for a protein of 694 amino acids. Lineage: Eukaryota; Metazoa; Arthropoda; Insecta; Hemiptera; Phylloxeridae.